AUGGCGACGCGAGAGAGGGAGAGAGAUCUAGAGCUCCUCAUUCCUGUCCCAGGAAUCUCUGAGACUGACAUAGGAUCCUCUAAAUCAUCUUCCGCUUCUUCUCCCACUAUAAUUUCCACACAUCACCACUCCGGUCAAGAGGCAUUUUCCAAGGUAAUUCGCAGCUGGGCCUCGAAGAAGUUUAUGUCAGGAUGUGUCAUCCUCCUUCCUAUGGCUAUAACAUUCUAUAUCACUUGGUUUUUUGUCCGCUUUGUGGAUGGUUUCUUCUCCCCUAUAUAUAAUCAUCUCGGGAUCAAUAUCUUUGGUCUCGGAUUUGUUACUUCCAUCACUUUCAUCUUCUUAGUGGGUGUUUUCAUGUCGUCAUGGGUGGGAGCUUCUGUUCUCACCCUCGGAGAAUGGUUCAUCAAGAAAAUGCCUCUUGUAAGCUACAUCUAUACUGCCUCAAAGCAAAUAAGUACUGCAAUAUCCCCAGAUCAAAACUCAAAUGCUUUCAAGGAGGUUGCAAUCAUAAGGCAUCCGCGUGUUGGUGAGUAUGCUUUGGGGUUUAUUACUUCUACGGUCAUACUGCAGAGGAACUCAGAUGAAGAAGAGCUUUGUUGUGUUUAUGUUCCUACCAACCACUUGUACCUUGGAGAUAUUUUUUUGGUCAACCCAAUUGAUGUUUUGAGGCCUAAUCUGUCAGUUCGAGAAGGGAUAGAGAUUGUCAUAUCUGGUGGUAUGUCAAUACCUCAAAUAUUGACUACCAUGGGCUCUAAGGCUACCCUUGCAAGAAUGGGUGGCUUUGCGGGAUCAAAAGUAUAAUGGCUUGCCUUGCAAAGUCCAAUAUUAGUAAAGAGACAAGGAGAAGGAUAAGCUUCGAUUCAUGGUGCCUCGUGGAACGAGCUAAUAGCAGGCUCUUUCUAACGGACUCAUCACGUUUAAAAUAGAUGUAAAUUGACCCAUUACCUCUAUUUGUCCUCCAUAGCCUUGAAAUAAAGGAAAUACAAUAUAGACGCGAAAAGGUUUUCCUGCAGUUGUAGUUCUCUAUUUCUUUUCUAGAGCCCUGUCACUGCUAGUCUGCCACUGCCCUUUUUUUUAUUAAGCUCUCAUUGAGUUUUUGCAGUAAAUAUAUCUGUCUUGAUUAAUGAGAGUAGUAAUAAGGAAGAAAAGUGGAAAGCUAGAAUUUGUACUUUGAAGCAUGGGUUCCAUAAGCUUCAUAUUUAGCUUCCUCAGGUAAUCUAUGGUUCUGUUAACUUGUUAUGCUUUCCUUGUGAGAUUAUCUUGGAUUCUAAAUUUUUUUUGGAUUUGAUCAAUUAC
Neltuma alba is the source of this 1296-nucleotide messenger RNA. Its product is annotated as protein LIKE COV 1. Gene Ontology annotation, cellular component: Golgi apparatus. Lineage: Eukaryota; Viridiplantae; Streptophyta; Magnoliopsida; Fabales; Fabaceae. The record is from RefSeq and is a predicted model, not a curated record. The coding region runs from base 1 to 801 and encodes 266 amino acids. The transcript has 7 exons.